Molecule: messenger RNA, 8859 nt
Organism: Physcomitrium patens
Lineage: Eukaryota; Viridiplantae; Streptophyta; Bryopsida; Funariales; Funariaceae
Source: RefSeq, a predicted model, not a curated record
UUCCUCUUCCUCUCGUGUCUGACCCCUACGGAGACACCUGUUUCAAAGAGAAGGGCCAAAUUGGGGAGAUGUGGGAGUAGUGGGAAGACGUCGACGAUAUUUAACCUCCAGCAUUGCUAUAGAAUCGUUGCUAAUGAGAGCGUGUGCAGAGGUUUUGUGUAGUUCAUUGUCAGAGUCAAUGAGGAUAUUUUCUAAAUUCUGAUAUUUGAAUGCUUCCACUGGUUUGGUAUUAUUGUCAAUGUCAGGAAGGGAGGGCAUGUAGACAAGAAAAUCUAGCUGGAAUUACAGUUUAGGGUGGAGGCAUGGGGUUAACCGUUAAGGUGUUGAACUUAAUUGUUCAGACACCAGGGGUUGCACAGGUAAUGGUGGACAUGAAACCAGUGGGGAGGAUUUUGGUUGGGAAGGACGGUACUCUUGAAAAGGAAGUGAACUACCUCUGCGGCAAUUCCUUUGUCACUGAUAUUGUACUCUCAGAUGCUGAGCUAUGACCCAAUUAUUCCAUGACCUGCUCAGUUCGCCAGUGUGUACAGCAGCAGAAUGUGGCCAACUCUUUUCAGCGCUGCGACAUUAGGAAUCGAAUUGAUUGUCGCUAAUGCUCGUCGUGUGACAGUAUCCUUGCAUUGUCAGUACUGUUAAGGUUUAAUACUGACUUUCUUAGAGUCUGAGCUGCAGUAGUAGGAGCGGCGCGUUUUGGGGUAUUUGGUAUCAUGCGUACGUGAUGUGUGUGUAGUCUCACAAUCGAACGUAGCACAAACUAGUCAAGGCUGUUAUUGCCUAAAUGGGCAUGGUCGAAGCUUCUGAAUUUCUUAAGAGUAACGCACUGUGCACCUUCUUUCGUUGUUCAUUGUGCUCUACGCAUUCUGGAAUUUUAACCACCAUCGCAGUUUAGCGGGCAUUCGAUAUUGCAAAAGUGUCAGUUGUCGACACCUCUGACUAUUGGGGAUUCCAGAGAUACUGGAGUAGGCUUCAUCUUCGCACCAUUAGAGGAUGGUUAACUUGCUGCUCAAUGACUGCCGUAAAACGGUGUGAGAGUAUUUGAAGAAGCAGUUCACAAGAGUUUAGCAUCAAUUCUCGAGUUCUGCACGAUCUUCCGCAUGUGUAAAUCAUCGCUGUGGGGACUCAUCACCCAAAUGAUUUGUUGGGGAUACAUUUCGCCUACAGCACGUUAUGGCAAAAUGCAGAGCUCUCAUGGGUGGAGUAUAAUGAGGAGAAUUAUGCUUGAACUUUGAAAACCUUGCUUCGAGAGUCUUACAUCGAAAUGGCAAACAACAGAAGUGGUUUUAUGAGUGAACUUCGAUUUUCGCGCAGACCCUUGUACAACACAGCCUGUCCUUUGUCCGCCGUGAUGAAAGAAUCAGCUACACCGAUUUUGGAAGUCCCCAAGUAGGAACCGAGCACUUCAAUGAAGUGUUCGUCAACUUAUCUUCUUCCUUGCAGCAGCCACUAGUUUUUGGAGAAAGAAUGUUCAAAUAUUUGCAAGUGUGGCGCUUACAAGCCGAUCCAACUUGAAGCUCACUCUCUGAUGGAAGACUUAGGUGUUUGAUUCACAGGCCGCUCUUGAAGAGUUUACAUGGAGAAGGGGAAAGUUUGGCUUGUGUCUAUGCUGGAGUUUGUUUAAUAGCACUAGUUGGACGCAGGCAUGUCAGUCUGGCUCUUCAUGCCGUGUGGCGUUCGGACAACCCAUAGCAUAUUUUACUGCCCUUUGACCGAUCGCUUGCUUCGAAUUGCAUGAUAUUCUUGGUGAUUGAGUUGUAGCUUUGUACAAUUAGCACGUAAGGGUACCUCACCCGAAGCAUUGAAAAUGGCAUUUCUAUUCAAAGUUUUUUCCUGGUCGGAGAGGCUGAAAGAUACACAGAAAUCUGCGGAGCUCGUGAACAAGACCUUUCAACAAGAGCUGAAAAAUGUACAGAGUAGACUGGAGGAGGAGAACGAUGAACUGCAAAUACUUGUGGACAUGAUUUACGACUCUUCCUUUCCUGAAACUCAGAAAUUCUUGAAGGAUCCUUCGAAAGAUCGAUUGCAGUCUCACACGGAGACUAUUUCAAGUCUUCUGUUCGGUUUGGCUGCUCAAGGUGUUGCAGUGGCUCCUUUGAUCCUCACCCAUUUUCAGAAAUAUGGAUACGAAGCCAUUGCUGACACGCUCAUUAAGUUGUUGGAGCUUGUUCGGCCCCUUCUGGCAUCCAAAGAUGCACCGGAAUUCACAAGCGACGACAUUUUGGAUGCUAUAGAUGUCCAAUGGCACUCUUCCGUAAGAUCAAGCCCUGCUUUUGGUUCCUUGAGAGGCUCCAUACCUCCAAGUCCGCUUCAAAGUCCUCGUGGAAGCUUUUCUGCCUUGAGCCCUCGGGGGAGUUUUUCCAGCCCUCGAAAUUCAUUUUCUAUGCACUACGCUAAAGUGGUAGGAAGUCCUGGAGUACAAAUACCUUCUGAAAUUAUCUCGCCACGGAGGACUCAAUCUUACUGUAUAUCUCCUCCAUCCUCAUUGCCAGGUGCUGGCUGGGAUGGUGCAGGCAGCACUCCACCGAGGAGAUCGUUCUCCUCCCGCAUGCCUAGUUCAGACGGCAACCUCUCUCUUCCUUAUGGCGAGAGACUACAGCCUCUUGCGGAGCAGGAUGAGGAGAAUAAUCAUGGCUCUGCAAGGUUCAGAAAGCAUCAUGACAGCAGCAUCAUGGCAUCCUUGUUACAAAUUGAAGACGACAAAGACAGUGCCUUGCGAUUGAAUUCGGAAUCGGAACUGAAACAAUCGCUGGAUGCCAAUAUUCCUCGUAGAUCACUUCCUCUUGAAGUUUCCAGGGACAGUGGGUUGAAGAGUGUGGGAGGUACCCAAGCCGUAGAUAAACUAGAUACACACGAUGUUCCUUGUGUGAAGAGUACAAGCGUGCCAAUUCCUAAAGUUGACAAAUCGGGUGGUGAAGAUAAUGGGGAUAAUGGCGUCCGGGGCGCGAAAACCUUUGGAGCUCCGAAUAGAGUGUUCUAUGAUUCAUCAACUACAGCUCUUGACCAGGGAAAUGUAAUGAGGAUUGUAAAUAGUUCUCAUGCGAAGGAAGUCGACGAAGAAACGCCAGAAGUCCUCGUACCCAGUUCAUUGACGAGAAGUUCUGGCCGUGUGCAAAAACUUGUUAAGUUCUGGACAAGUUCUGGACUAGUUCUGGAAGGUGCUCCUGGCUUGCUUAACGAGAAGAACUUUGAAAGUGAAGCAGGAAUACACUCUGAAAAGGUGCCUUUGCCUGAUCAAGUUCCAACUCCUAAAAGCACCCAAGUUCAGCAAUUGACUGAGGAGCUGUCUUCUCCUGUACAAAAUACAACACAGGUGAAGCAGGACUCUAGCUUUAGUGCAAAGAAAACCGAGUCGAAACAUAUUGAAGUCGAAUCCUGCAUGAGCAAUGUAAGAGUGUCUGAUAAUGCUCAAAUUGACAUGGGCAAAGCUGAUGAGAACAUGAGGAAGGUCGUACUGGAAGUGAUAGGAGGCAACAAUUUAUCAGUGGAUUGUGUCGAGGGGGAUAUAGCAAAUCACGAACAUCACCCUAGUACGCUCCCUCCCUUUUCCUUCGAUGCGAGUGACAAGCUUUUCGCGUCAAUCGCUAUUAAAGACAAGGAGGAAAGUUCCAAAUUACUCUUAGAUCCUACUGAAGGAAGUAUACCAGGUGUAGGCAACCUAUCAGAGGGUGAGGUAGAAAGCCGAGAACACGAGUCCCUUGAUUUAAGGCAGGGACAAGAGAAUGUGGAAGCUAUGACCGAUAUCUUGGAUAGUUCGUCUGCUCUGGACAGUGAGGACAGUGACGAUGACAACAGCAGAAAUAGCUCCUCCAGUUCUUCAUCGUCGCAAUCUAGUUCUUCCAGUUCAUCUUCAACUUCAGAUGAUGAAAGCACCUCUAUUUCUUCCAAAUCCUCAGAGAAGGGCGAAAGCCUAUCCAACUCUGACUAUGAUACAGAUGAUGAACGCUGCAUGAUAUCUUUGAGACAGCAAGGAACAGAAGAAGUCCCGCAGUCAGUGCCUGUUGAAGACUCUCUUGAGGGUGGCACGGUCCUUUCUCAUGCUCAAGAUGAGGAAACUACACUUCCGCUUGGCAACGUCUCUUCUGAAUUCUGUUCCACUAUUGACGUAGAUACACACGAAGUGCCAGGAACAGAAGAAACUGGUUCGGUACCCUGUGACAACAACCCUGAGCUGGACCUUGAACCAGGUGCAGAAUUGCUUACUCCUAGUUAUAACUUGAUGACAUUUGACAGUGAUGAAGACCGAAGCUCUGACCUCUCUAUUGAAUCCGAGGAUAACUCAAUUCCGGAUGAGAUGAGUGAGAAUGAGGUGAUUACCGAGCCAGCUUCACAUGAUGGUCUUCACAUGAUUUUAGUCAAUUAUAUUACUGGAAGCAGACCAAUUUCUCCGAAGGAGCUUCCACCUCUAACAAAUACGACUGCAAACGGCACAUCUCUUCCGUCUUCGUCAUCUCAAAAUUAUCAAGAGGACCUUGUUGCGGGGAACGUCAUGAAGGUGGUUGCUUCAUCCGCCAUUGAUGGAAGCACUGACGCAGGAGUACACUCACAUGAUGCGCUCGAAUUAAAGCUAUCUGAUAGGUCUCCUUCGGAGAAAAUGGAAAAGACUGAGGCAUCGGUUGUGACCGAUUCCGUAAUUCUGCUCAGUGACGAUAGAGACCUGGAGGGGAAUCAAGAACACGUGUUUGCCGACGUAUCUUGCCAUGAUUCUGAAGUAGUUGUCACCGACUGUGAAGGUGGGCUAAUUGGUGCUCUCGCUCAGAAUGAGAUGGAAAUGGACUUUCCUACGAAAAACUGUGAGCCGCAAUCUAUUGAAGAUGAUUCAUUAGCUUCGGUUCCUUCAGGUGAGGAGGUUCAUGAUAGGGAUUUUCUUGUCAGAGAAGACUUGGUAACAGGUGGAUCUGAUGUAAAGGAGUUAGAUGCUGCAGGGAUUGAGACUUCAGAAAUUUCUACAGGAAUCGAAGAAGGCCAUACCCCCGGAGGACACCCUAACGAACACAUUACCAAAACAGGUGAAGAUGAGCCGUAUUUGGUUGAAGGCAAAAACCCACGGCAACAAAAGGAUGAAGAAGUGAGUGGCUACAGUAUGAUCAAUUCCCAAGAAGUGUCGUAUGGUAUCAAAAACAAAUUCGCCGACUCUGUUUGUAAUCAACAAACGGAUCCCGCAAACGGUUGCACAAUGACUUUUAGUACUGAUGCAGCCACAAAUAUUUCUUUGGAAGGGGCUGCUAUACAAGAUAGCCCGCGUUCUAAAACUUCGUCUGAGAUCGACAGUGUAGCUCUGCCCUCUUAUGUACAAGAAGAGGGUGACAAUGACACUCGCUACAUUUCAGAAGAAUCAAGAUUUGCUAGAAGCCGAGAACCUUUACCGGAUACAGCACUGGAGCAAGCUGUUCGCGUUGAUCAUACUAAAUCUGUUUCGGAAGGCUCUGAGAAUGAUGUGCACUUGUUGCAGACUGAGGGCCAUAAACAUGACAUUUCUACCUCCGCUAGUCCUGAAUCAAGUGCCGAUGCUGAUCAAACUUCUGAAAUAUUUGCCUUGAAGAGUCUCUCCGUAUCUAAUGAACAGUCUGAAGUCCAUAAAUGCAGGUCUCACUUGAUUGAAAAUGCUGAAGAUGAUAGAUUCAAUGUUAUCGUCGAACCUGUGAAUGUCCAUUGUAUUGAGGCUGUGGCAGAUAAGGGUGGUUUCGAAGGGUUUGGAGGAUCACAGGAGAGUGAACAAGAAGUUGCGGGCCCAUGUGAAAGGGAUGUUUCAGAAGUCUCUAGGGAUCCACAUGGUUCAUACCUGACUAAAAGCGAAAUUCCAUCAUCUCUUCAAUCUGAGAAGCAUACUACUGACGCUGCUGAGCACGUAUCUACUCAGUGGACAUCACCCGAUAGUAAAGACACGCUAGCUCAAAGUGACAACUAUGACCCUUUGAGCUUGAACGAGGGUGAGGUUUCACCUAUUGUUCAAGCUGAUGAAACCCAUCAUCGUGAAAAUGAAGGCCAUAAUUUAGCGCAAGCUGACAAGACCAACUCUAACUCAGUCCAAUAUACGGGGGAAGUUGGAAACAUUGAUUCAAGUGGAGGUGAUUUGAAGCGUUGCACAGAAAGUUUGCUUGGUGUUCAUCAUGAGGAAAUUUUUUUCCUUGGUGAUGAUGUAUCCGAGCAAUCGUUGGUUGGGUCUCGAAGUAGCAGAAGAUCUAGCUUUGAGCAAGACGAUUCGCUUCGCGAUGUAAAUGUCCAACAGACCGGAUAUUUCAAGGUGAAGGGGGGUAUAGAAGUGACUCUUCCAGUGAAAGCUACGGAAAAGGAAUCUGGUGGUGAAAGCUGUGUACUGAAAAGUUUAGAAGCCUCUGAUGCAGGGAAUCUAACUGGAAGCUUGAUCUCUGGCAGUUAUGACACUGAACUCUCUCCCAGGGUCGAUGGCGACCAACAAUCUCCACUUUCUGAGUACCUGGAGAGGAAUAAAGUGACCAGUGAGGAACACAGGGAACCAGAGUUAAUUCAGCGGGAAUCUCUGAAGUCCAUUUCAGCAGAUUUGAUGGUCACCACUCCUGCUUUUCAGUCCGAUCGACAUCUACAGCCGGUUGGAGAAGUCCCACAUAUGAUUUGUGAAACUCCCCAGUCGUCGACUCAGGAAGAGGAAAAAGUUGACUUCACUCCCCAUAGUGUCUUUACGCUAUUGAGUGAACCCGAAGAGUUAUUUCUAGCUGAAGACAAGGGAGCUGAAUUAGCAGUGAUUGAAUGUACAGCUCCUUCGAACUCUCACGAAGAGAAGAACUCUUCGUUGAAGCAUGAUCGCAAUAAGGAAUCGGAAGGCGAAGUGAAUAAGACUUCGGAUUCUGAAACUAAGGAUGCUUUGGAUGGAACUGAAUCCGAUGGAGGUAAUAACCCGUUUACCGAGAGGGGCGAUUAUACAGGUGUAAUUGACUCGGAACCUGCCCUUAAUCCUGUCAAAACCGAGACGUCUCCUUCUUCACUGAAAGUUAAUGAUGUUGAACAGGAUGAGAACUUCUGCCGAGUAGCGAAAGAUACAGGUGCCACUACAGCUACGAGUGGAAAUGAAAAUGAUUGGGUAUUUACUCUUCCUUGCCAAAGACCAGUGGAUUCUAGAAAAUUAUUAUCAGAAGAAAACUUUGAUGCCCCAGGCUCAAGUAUGUUUGUACAAGGUAAUUUUAAGCAACCCUUGACGUUUGUCUCUUCGAACAACUCCCUUUCAUCUGAUAUCGUUUCAGUUGAAGAUUGCAAAGAAGUGACGCAUUCUGAAGAAAUUGAAGGUCAAGGAGAUAAGAGCUUCACGGAAUGUGGCGCUGCAAGUCAAACUUCUCAGCAGAUAAACGAUGUUUCUGAGCACCCUGUAAAUCACGUCAGCACCAGGCGAGACUAUGGAGGGGAAGAAAGAUGGGAUGAAAAAAGGCCUCUGAAACUUUCAAACAACACAAUUGUGAUAUCCGAAAGAUUAGAGUGGGACACCCUGGAGACAACUUACAAAACAUCCAAGCUCUCGUUGGGUGGUCAUGAGAGUGUCGCUAACAGGGGCGAGCAGCCUUUAAAUUCAGUCUCCUUACCGAAAGAACAAGAGAUGUCAAUAAAAGUAGUAGAAGUUGAGAAAUCAAGUAAACCACAUUUUGAAAAUGAAAGAACUGGAGAAACUUGUAAGCAGGUGAAUGGUAAUCAAAACACACGGCUGUUGGAUGCCUUCGUCUCUACACCCGCAGAUGAAAGUGAAAGAGUUUACCAAAACGAAGUGCAACAGAAGAGAACGGGAGAUGAUAUUUUUGUGUGGCCUUCAGAGCUUUCAAAGGAAGAAAAGACACAGAUGACUUCUUACGCACUCGGAAGGAAUACGGAUUGUGAUGAAAAGGAGGUACUUGCGGGUUCCUUCAUUGGAUCAUUAUACAACCUGACGAUCAUAGAUUCUCGGGGUGACCCUGUUAGUGCGAUCCCAGUACCCACAACGAUACCAAGUCCAGUUAAAGUUAACUCCUCCAGAACUAUUGCGAAUCUCAGCCAUAGUGACACCAUGGAGAAACAUGCCGUUUUCCAGGAUGAUCGGAGUUAUCUAUCAGGUGAUGAGAAGGAAGCAGAAUCGCCCACUCGAAAUGACUCAGAUUUUGAUGAAGCAGCAGUUAUGUCGCCUGUACACUCAAAUACGACUAAAAAAACUUCGUUCGUGUCGAAUGCUUCUAGCUUACGCGACUCCAUCAUCUGCAACUCAUCAUCCAGUGAGUCAAGUUUUCAGACUGAGAAGAGAGUGCGACAAAUACGCCGGUUCAAGUUUGUCCGGACUUUAUGUUGCUCUUGCUGCUCGAAACCUUCUACAUUGUAAUUUACGUGAAUAUAUGUUCAUACUAACCUUCCUCGUUGCGAAAUCAUGAAGUGUGUAAGAAAAUGUCAGGAUUUGAGGAUUCAUCGAUUCAAUUAUCAAGCAUGUGAUAAUUGACUAUACUGGUCAUCCUUCGAUGUGGUCACCGUUUUAACAGAUCUCCUCCAGAUUCCAAUGGCCAAAAUCGGUCACACGCUGCAAUCCAGUUCUCUUGCGGAAUUUGCAGGGUUCCAGUAGGUAGCACAGGAAAUGGGUGUAAGUCAGAUAUGUUAAAUCAACUCUAGAAUAGCCGUGUCAACGUUGGUUACAAACGGUGAUUUGUGUACUGUAUUACCCAAUGUAUGUACUAGGCUUUAUAACCAACUUAGCAAAUCAGUUUAGGGUGGUAUGGAUAUACAUAGAAUAUCUUUUUUUGUGUAUGGUCACUACAAGUCCAGUUGGAUUGUAGUAUGAUUUGAACAAAGAGCAUGAAACCCAUAGUAUGACAGUUAGGAGCUUGGUUUAAGAUGAUGUAAAGAAAUAUUCGGUCAACACAGAAUCCAACUUUUGUUUCAUGA